Hyla sarda is the source of this 1929-nucleotide messenger RNA. It is a transcript of the gene SAMD12, whose product is annotated as sterile alpha motif domain containing 12. Gene Ontology annotation, biological process: cell surface receptor protein tyrosine kinase signaling pathway. The coding region runs from base 478 to 948 and encodes 156 amino acids. Lineage: Eukaryota; Metazoa; Chordata; Amphibia; Anura; Hylidae. Gene Ontology annotation, cellular component: cytoplasmic side of plasma membrane. Gene Ontology annotation, molecular function: protein binding. The record is from RefSeq and is a predicted model, not a curated record. The transcript is spliced from 5 exons.
CUUAUUUAAGCGGCAGGUCCGGUUUUUCCAGCAUUGCUCUGUUUACUUCACCUCCUUAGCACCUGACGAGGAAGUUCUUAAGGAAAUACUCAUGCUUUCUGUCAGAAUUUUGCUCCUGGAAUGCGGCAUUGUGGGAAACGUAGUUCUAGGCAUAAGGAUUCAUUGUCGUAACUUGGCACCUUCUGCGUAAAUCAGGACAUUAUGUAUCCGUCUCUAUCCUUACGUGCAAUGCUGCGGGGUGUCCUAUCUUCAUGGGCAGUUUCUGCAUAAGAAAGGUGGGGGGAGCAUAUGCUUUUGAAACCAAAAGAACUACAACUCCCAUAAUCCCCUGCUGCAUUCUCCCAAGCUCGCUGUAUGCAGGUUGCUCAUAGCAGCUGAUGGAAAGCUGAAAAAGAAAUCCCUGCUCGGUGAGAAUAAAGGAGACAUCUGCUUCCCUGGCUGCGGGAAUAAUGCGCGGAGUGCACGACUGCUGAGGCCAUGGCUGUGGAUGCUAUUCAUCGCAAUCGGAACUCCAAUAAUAUCGACCACUCUGCCAGCACGGACAACAUCAACCUGAACCUCCAGGGAGAGCACGCCGACUCGCCCUCUGUUAAGGACACUUCAAAAGUUCCAGAACCCAAAGGGACACCCAAGAAACUGCAGACAGAUGCACCCAAGCCCAGUUUUAAAGGAACAAAACCUGUCGCAUUCUGGACACAACAUGAUGUAUGCAAAUGGCUUAAGAAACAUUGUCCCAACCAGUAUCAACUCUACAAUGAGUCUUUUAAAGAGCACGACAUAACCGGCCGGGCUCUGCUCCGACUCACAGACAAGAAGCUGGAGAGGAUGGGGAUUGUUCAAGAGAGUCAGCGGCAACACGUCCUGCAACAGGUCCUUCAGCUGAAAGUCCGAGAGGAGGUCCGAAACCUUCAGCUCCUGACACAAGCCUCGACCGAAAGUUCUCCGUAAUAUAAAAGCGGUAGACUGCCGAUUUAAUCCAUCCCCUCGAAGAAAAAAAAAAGAAUCUCGAGCUUCCACGACGGUAGAAGAAUGUAUCUAAAAGACGUCAUCGAGCCAACGAGAUGGAAAGUGCAGCGUGUCAUUAAGUCUGUGAUUUAUGGCUGCCUGGAAGAGUGUGGCUCAAUGCUCUCUGCCUGUUAUUAUGUUCUCCUGCCAUGUGUUUCAGCCGCACAUACGGGAUCAUUUGCUGGGACUUCACUGUGCGUAACUACCACGGCUCAACAAAGGCCCAGCCAUCACAAUGGCAGCCACUUUUUCACACGGCACCUAUCAAAUUCCUCCCCUAUUAAAUACAUCAAGUUUCCUUUUUUUUCUCCCUCAAUGCCCUAUUCACAUCUGUUAGACAUUAUCACAGAGUUCUACCAGUGAUCAGAAUGUAAAUGUUACACCGAGCUCUUUAUAACCCCGGCACAAAGGCGAAGGAAACAAUGUAUCGCUGUGCUCCUGUCGCCGGCAUGUAUAGGAUAAUCACGUUGAAUUAUUGAAUUAUCGAGGUAUUUUAAAUGAGCACCUACUGAAUCUAAUCUUGAGUCAAUUGUUCUGCUUAUGUUUAAUGCAUGCCGAUUGUACAUUUCAUGGCUUAAAGGGUUCAUUCUGUUUCGGGUUGGUUCUCUUAAAGGAAAAAAUGUAUACCUCUUUUAAGUUGUUCCAUUACAAGACAGGGAUGUGAAGGGCAUAGACCCCACUUGACCUGGAAGAAGAAUGAGGGCUGCGAAAGUUAAUUUAACAGUAUCUCCCAUAAGGGAGUCCACCCCUCACAUUAUAUACAGUAUCUCCCAUAAGUGAGUCCACCCCUCACGUUAUAUAUACAGUAUCUCCCAUAAGUGAGUCCACCCAUCACAUUAUAUAUACAGUAUCUACCAUAAGUGACUCCACCCCUCACAUUAUAUAUACAGGAUCUCCCAUAAGGGAGUCCACCCCUCACAUUAU